AUGGAUUUGGUUAAAAAUGGCAUUUUAUUAAGCAAAAAUUCAGUUAUAUUUAUUUGGGCAACAUUAAAAAAAUUUACAUUUACCCAAAUUAAAAAAAUACCAAAAUUCAAAAAACAAGUUGAAGAAGAAACUAAGAAAAUUUCAGACUUAUUUGAAAAUGAAGUUAUCGAAAAUACUAAGAGUGAAAAAUAUGUUGUUGAACUCCCAUCACAAGGAAUUUCUCGAGAUGAAUUAAUUAAAACUGUAAAUAGGUAUUUAAAUCUUGGUAAAUACAAUUGGAAAGAGGGGUUUAUUUCUGGUGCUAUAUAUUAUUAUGACGAAGAAUUAAUUAAGUUACUCACUGAAGUAUAUGGACUUGCUUCAUACACAAAUCCUCUACACUCAGAUAUAUUUCCAGGAAUUUGUAAGAUGGAAGCAGAAGUUGUACGUUUAGUUGUAAAUCUAUUUCAUGGAGAUUCAAAUGGUUGUGGAACAAUGACAAGUGGUGGAACAGAGUCAAUUGUAAUGGCAUGUAAAGCUUAUAGAGAUUUUGGAAGAAAUGAAUGUGGUAUUAAAAAGGGUGAAAUAAUAGUUCCACGAUCAGCACACCCUGCAUUUGAUAAAGCUGCUUCUUAUUUUGGUAUUAAAAUUAUUCACAUUAGUUUACAUCCUGAUACUUAUACAGUAAAUUUAAAAAAAAUGGAAAAUGCAAUAACUAAGAAUACAUUACUGCUAGUUGGAUCAUUUCCUAAUUUUCCAUAUGGAACAUCAGAUGAUAUAGAAGCAAUAUCAGCUUUGGGUCUUAAAUAUAAUAUUCCAGUCCACGUCGAUUGUUGUUUAGGUGGUUUCAUAGCAGCAUUUAUGCCACAAGCUGGUUUUCCAUUACCUCCUUUUGAUUUUAUUUUGCCAGGCGUUACAAGUAUAUCUGCUGAUACACAUAAGUAUGGAUAUGCACCUAAAGGUUCAUCAGUUAUAUUGUAUUCUGAUAAAAAAUAUAGACAUAACCAAUAUUAUGUAUGCACUGAAUGGCCUGGUGGGCAUUAUGGUUCACCAACUGUUAGCGGAUCAAGGUCUGGGGGUAUAAUUGCUGCAUGCUGGGCCACAUUAAUGUAUUUUGGUAUGAAUGGCUAUAUUACUUCAACAAAGGAAGUAAUGGACACUAAAAUAUUUAUCGAAGAACAAUUACGUAGUAUGAAAGGUAUUUUUAUCUUUGGAAAGCCUACUACGUCUGUGAUAGCAAUAGGUUCUGAUGAUUUUAAUAUUUAUCGACUAUCUGAUGCAUUAAAUUCAAGAGGUUGGAAUUUAAACACUUUACAAUUUCCAAUUGGGAUUCAUAUUUGUAUUACACAUUUACAUACAAAACCCGGUGUAGCCUCAUUAUUUAUCGAAGAUUUAAGACAAGAACUAAUUGAAAUAUUAAAAACUCCUAAUGUUGAACUCACUGGAAAAAUGGCUAUGUAUGGAAUGUCCGCUACAUUGCCUGAUAGAACUAUAGUUGGUGACAUCACAAGAUAUUUUAUAGAUGCUAUGUAUUAUACUCCAAAAUAA
Molecule: messenger RNA, 1527 nt
Organism: Macrosiphum euphorbiae (potato aphid)
Lineage: Eukaryota; Metazoa; Arthropoda; Insecta; Hemiptera; Aphididae
Source: the annotation of a GenBank genome assembly